This is a messenger RNA of Nannospalax galili (Upper Galilee mountains blind mole rat), 2281 nucleotides long. RefSeq names its product GUF1 homolog, GTPase (gene Guf1). Gene Ontology annotation, cellular component: mitochondrion. Gene Ontology annotation, molecular function: mitochondrial ribosome binding; GTP binding; GTPase activity. The transcript is spliced from 17 exons. Bases 214 to 2196 code for a protein of 660 amino acids. Lineage: Eukaryota; Metazoa; Chordata; Mammalia; Rodentia; Spalacidae. The record is from RefSeq and is a predicted model, not a curated record. Gene Ontology annotation, biological process: positive regulation of translation.
UGUGUGGGGCGGGGGAGGCUACACCAGCCCGCGAAGGCCCAGAUGCCCUCCAAGAGCCUCAGGUUCUGACUUCUGACUCCUUACGGAGACGCGCUGACGUCAGAGGCCGCGCGACAGGCAGGUGGGGAGUUUCCCGUCCGGGAGGCUGGAGGAGCGCUGUACUACACGCACAUGGCGCCCACCGCCCUCAGCCCUGGGUGGUGAGCAGCCAGCAUGUGGGUGCGCGCGGGGCGCACGCUGAGGCCCUGGGCCGCGGGGGCCGCACGAUUCCGGCCAGCUCGAUGUGCUCGGGCGGCGGCCGUGGAGCCCCAGGCGGCGUCCCGGGCCUACGGAGUGGUGACGGAGUUCAAGGAGAAACCUGACAUGUCUAAGUUUCCUGUUGAAGAUAUUAGAAAUUUUAGUAUCAUUGCACAUGUGGAUCAUGGCAAAAGUACUUUAGCUGAUAGACUCCUGGAACUAACAGGAACAAUUGAUAAGACAAAGAAUAAUAAGCAGGUUCUUGAUAAACUACAAGUGGAACGAGAAAGAGGAAUAACUGUUAAAGCACAGACAGCAUCUCUGUUUUACAAUUUUGAAGGAAAGCGGUACCUUUUAAAUCUCAUUGACACACCAGGCCAUGUUGAUUUUAGUUAUGAAGUAUCCAGGUCACUUUCUGCUUGUCAAGGUGUUUUACUGGUGGUUGAUGCAAAUGAGGGUAUUCAAGCUCAAACUGUAGCAAACUUCUUUCUUGCCUUUGAAGCACAGCUGUCAGUAAUUCCAGUUAUAAAUAAGAUAGAUCUGAAGAAUGCUGAUCCUAAGAGGGUUGAAAAACAGAUUGAAAAAGUGUUUGAUAUUCCUGGUGAUGAAUGUAUUAAGAUUUCUGCUAAACUUGGAACAAAUGUUGAAAGUGUUCUUCAGGCAGUUAUUGAAAGAAUACCUCCUCCAAAAGUAUAUCGCAAAAAUCCACUGAGAGCUUUGGUGUUUGACUCCACCUUCGAUCAAUAUAGAGGUGUGAUAGCCAACAUAGCACUGUUUGAUGGAGUGGUUUCCAAAGGAGAUAAAAUUGUAUCUGCGCAUACUAAAAAGACAUACGAAGUUAAUGAAGUAGGGAUUUUGAAUCCGAAUGAGCAGUCAACUCAUAAAUUAUAUGCAGGACAGGUGGGCUUUCUGAUUGCUGGGAUGAAAGAUGUCACUGAAGCACAAAUAGGAGAUACCUUACAUUUACAUAAUCAUCCAGUGGAGCCCUUGCCUGGGUUUAAGUCAGCGAAACCAAUGGUAUUUGCAGGAGUAUACCCUGUAGACCAAUCUGAAUAUAAUACCCUGAAGAGUGCUAUAGGAAAACUGACUUUAAAUGACUCCAGUGUGACAGUGCAUCGGGAUAGUAGCCUUGCCCUUGGUGCUGGCUGGAGGUUGGGAUUUCUUGGACUUUUGCAUAUGGAAGUUUUCAAUCAGCGAUUAGAGCAAGAAUAUAAUGCUUCUGUUAUUUUGACAACCCCUACUGUUCCAUAUAAAGCUGUUCUUUCAUCUGCAAAACUAAUUAAGGAAUAUAAAGAGAAGGAAAUCACAGUCAUCAACCCCGCCCAGUUCCCUGAUAAGUCAAAAGUAACAGAAUAUUUGGAGCCGGUCGUUUUGGGCACUGUUAUCACACCGGAUGAAUACACUGGAAAAAUAAUAGCACUUUGCCAGGCACGAAGAGCAGUUCAGAAAAAUAUGAUUUUUAUUGAUCAAAAUAGAGUUAUGCUUAAAUAUCUUUUCCCUUUGAAUGAAAUUGUGGUAGACUUUUAUGACUCUUUGAAGUCUCUCUCCUCUGGAUAUGCAAGUUUCGAUUAUGAAGAUGCAGGUUACCAGGCUGCAGAACUUGUAAAAAUGGAUAUUCUACUAAAUGGAAAUUUCGUAGAAGAGCUAGUAACUAUUGUACACAAAGAGAAAGCAUACUCUGUUGGCAAAAACAUAUGUGAACGUCUAAAGGAUUCUCUUCCUAGACAACUGUUUGAGAUAGCAAUUCAAGCUGUUAUUGGAAGCAAAGUAAUUGCAAGAGAAACUGUGAAAGCCUACAGGAAAAACGUUUUGGCAAAAUGUUAUGGUGGUGAUAUUACCCGAAAAAUGAAACUUUUGAAGAGACAAACAGAAGGGAAAAAAAAGCUGAGGAAAAUUGGCAACAUUGAAGUUCCAAAAGAUGCUUUCAUAAAAGUUCUGAAAACUCAAUCUAAUAAAUAAUUGAAGGAGAAUGAAGGGCUUUUAUAAAUUAAAAUUACGUGUCUCUUAAUUUGUAUUGACAAUAGAAUAAAACCUGUGAAGUCUG